GCGCGGGAAACGUUGGUCGUGGCGGGAGUGUUUUUUCUUGUGAAAUUUUUAAAUUUAAUUUAACUUGUAUAAAAGAUCAGUUUGUAUAUAUUUGUAUGUAGUAGUUUAAUUUAAUAGUUUUGUUUAUUCAUUUGUGUAUAUAUUCUACAGUAUCUGGUAAGUUUGUAUACUUUUUCCUCAAGGCCUGGAGUCAGGCGAAAAAAUGGACGAGCCCCCGGAUACCGGGGGCUCGCCCCCCGAGGUAGCUUGUAAUAUUAUAAUAGAAAAUAGAUUUUCUAAACUGGACGAGUCCAGUGUAGAUACAGAUGUGGAUCAACGGAAUGACCGAAAAAGAAUGCGAGUAGGUAAAAUUUGCAAACACUGCAACAAAAGGAAAAAAAGAUUCGAUCCGACGCGUCGGAACAAACAAAAGGACACUGAUUGCUCGUGCCAAAUACCGGAAAUUGAAAUUCCCUCAAUAAGUACUGGGCUUAAGAACGCUAAUGCUCUAGAUAGUUUUCAGAACAAAGUAGACCGUGUAGAUACUGCAACUGUUAAUACCCAACAGCACCCAUCACCUCCAUCAGACGUUUCUCAGUCCAUAAAAAAUCCUACAGGCCGAACGUCUUAUGAGGCCUAUGACAUAGGGCCAUUCGUAGUUCAUGCGCAAAAAGUUUCUUCAGAUACGGACAUCCCCUCCCUUCACCCCGUUCAAUUUGGUUAUUUCCUCAAGAAAAAUUCUUUUAAAAACAUAAUUAAUGGUAGCAUCAAAAGGAUAGGCAGAAACAGAAUUUCCCUAUCAUUCUCUGACCACAAAUGUGCAAACGAAUUUAUUAAUAACCCUUGCCUGGCAAGAAAUAAUUACAAAGCUUUUAUUCCCUCAUUUAAUGUGACCCGAAUGGGCCUGGUGCGAGGCGUUCCCGCGGAAUGGUCUCCCGAAGAGAUAUUAGACAACAUCUCUCUGCCUGUAGGCAGCGGAGGAAUUAUAAAAAUUAGACGACUUAAUUAUAAAGUACGUAACAGCAGCCCUCCUGAGUGGAAGCCAUCACAGACUAUUGUAAUAACUUUCGAUGGUCAAACCCUUCCUAAACAUGUAUUUGUCUGCUACAAUGCCCUGCCCGUGGAACUUUACGCAUACCCCACUAUUCAGUGCUAUUCUUGUUGCCGAUUUGGUCAUACUAAGUCUAAUUGUAACUCUCGGCCCCGCUGUUACAAGUGUGGCCAAGGCCAUACAGGGGACACAUGCAACAUACAAGAUGAUGCCGCGACUUGCUGCCUAUGUUCUGGUCUACACUUUGCUACAAACAGAAAGUGUCCAGAAUAUGAACGGCAGACUAAAAUUAAAUUGUAUAUGGCUCAGAGAUGUGUAUCUUAUGCAGAAGCAAAUAAAGUGUAUGAUCCAGUUUCUAAAUCUUUUGCUGAUAUAGUUAAGUUUUCAAACAUCCAGAAUACUCCUAAUUCUCCUGUCCCACAUGUAUCGCCUUCCUCUCCCUCGAUUCCGUCGUAUAGUAGAUCUUAUAAGAAAACAAUAUUUGCUAAACCAACAUCCCCCAAACUAAAACGACUGGGGUAUAACAAAACAGAACACUUCAAUUUGAUAAAGGACUACGACGCUCCAGCUCCUUCUAACGGGGUCGCUUUAAUAAACAGUAACGUUAACAAUAAUGACAUAAUCUCUGAUUUAAUCCAACUUUUGACUGAAAUUAAAUCUAAUCCUAACUCUGACAACAACGUAACCGAACAACGCCGCCAAAUGAUUGCUUCCUUAACUCAAUUAAAAUCCUCUUAUGCGCCACGAACGCGAACAAAUAAUCCAGUGGAAUUGCAGAAGCGCUAUCUGCAAUAAAAAUGAUUUAAUCCAUUUGCAUAAUAAAUUUGAACCAUUUGUCUCAACUCUGUCGGAAACAUGGCUUCGCCCGGAAUUGACUUUUCGAAUUCCAGGUUAUGUUAUUCUCCGACAGGACAGACCUGACGGCUAUGGCGGUGUUGCCAUAGUCAUUAAAAAUAAUCUCCCCUAUUCCUUAUUUCCACUUCCCUCAUUCGGAGAUGACUUAUCAGUCAUUGCUGCUAUUGUAAAUAAAAUUUGUAUAGUGUCUAUUUAUUUUUCUCGUCCUAAUGUAAAUAUUUUUUCUCAUCUUAAUCAACUGUUUUCCAUCCUUCCAAGGCCAUUCUUAGUCCUAGGUGAUUUUAAUUGCCAACAUCAAUCCUGGGGAAGCACUUCUUCCAACUAUUAUGGAGAUCAAUUAUUAGAUAUUAUAGAUUCUCAUUGUAUCUGUAUUUUAAACACUGGGCUGCCAACCCGUGUUACUGGUCCAAGUGAAGGUGCAAGUGCGCCUGAUCUAUCUUUAUGUUCACCUGAUUUAGCUUCAACUUUGGACUGGCACCCUCUUGCAUCUUCGUAUGGUAGUGACCACUUUCCACUUGUAAUUACUUUUCCUUCACACAAACCUACCAAAACCACUCGCUCUCCUCGUUUUAAAUACAGAUUAAACAACGCUGAUUGGGAAUUAUUCAACCAACGAGUAGAGCAGAAAACUAGUAUUUAUUCUC
Pieris napi is the source of this 2529-nucleotide messenger RNA. RefSeq lists its product as uncharacterized. The record is from RefSeq and is a predicted model, not a curated record. The coding region runs from base 203 to 1825 and encodes 540 amino acids. Lineage: Eukaryota; Metazoa; Arthropoda; Insecta; Lepidoptera; Pieridae. The transcript has a single exon.